AGUAAAAAAAGAAACGGAAGGGAGGAAAAGCGCGAAGAACCACUGCCAUUAGAAGUGUGGGAUUCUUCUCGCAGUUGCUUCUUCACUUCAUCGCGUCGCCGCAGAAGAAAAAGAAUAGAGGUGAGCUGCACUGGCUAUUAGAACUCCUCCAAUCUGUCGCGAUGCUGCGGCGAACACUGUGUGCGCGGCGCUACCCGUUCACCAAGCAUGGGCCGCGCGAGCGCAAGUCGUGGAAGCACCACGUGCUGACGGAACCGCCGAAGCCGGUGGAGUGGCGUGACCCAAAAGUGUGGACGAAGGACCUGAGCCAAAUGAAGUCCUUUGAGGCCCCGCAGUGGGAUCAGUGGAUGAACCGCGCGCGGUCGCCUGAUAUGGAUGAGGCACUGCAGCCGUUUAUGGACAUGCCGCAGUCCCUCAAAGACCGCCGCUACGACAUUCCGUGGUGGGCCAACCCCUUUGGUGCGUGGUACCUGCAGAACAUUCUCUCGGUCGAGCUGAUGAAGCUUCCGGGGCGGACCAAUGCCGAGAAGAUCGCCAUUUACCGCGGUCGCAAGCACCCACCGAUGUGGGACAAGUCGAAAGAGGGUCUCAUGGAUGACGAGGUGCUGCUGAAGCAAAUAGUAAAGGAGCGCUGGCGCACGCUCGAGUUCGGCGAUCGCGAUGCCGGGUACCCAUGCACCUUCAGCGACUACAUUCAGUUUCUCAACGAGUGGUUUAAGUCGUUAGACGAGGAGGGCAUGCAGCGCUUGCGGGAGCACUUCGACCGCAAGAUUCGCCCCCUCCUCGCCGUUAUGACCCACGUUGACUUGAUGUGGCUCGAGGCGCUCACUCAGAACUCGGUGCAGAACAAGGAGCAAGUCGAACGGCGCAUCGGCUUCCAGACUUCCCUCGGUACGCCGGAGUUCUUUGAUAUGUCGAAGCGUCUGCGGUACGAAAUCAACGAAGACUACAAGGUGCGCGACGAGCUCGGGCCGGAGCUGUUUGCGUUGUGGAGCAAGGCACCCGAGCGGUGGCCGCCCGAGCGCCUCGCGAAGAUGUACGGUCUAGACUUCACCCUCGUGCGCAAGAUUUUGGUGUGGCACCACUUCAAGGCGUGCUACGAUGCGUGCGUGGAGCCGGACUGGACCCUUCCAAAGCGUCUCUUUGCGCUGGAGUGGAUCCGCGACGUCCGGGCCCGCAAGCAAGGCCUUUUCUACGGUAAGCUGCGCUUUGCCGAGCAGAAGAUCACUUUCUACAGCGACAAGUUUCUCUUCCGCGACCUCGUAAACCGUCGCGAGGCGAGCUACGCUAAUGUGUGGGAGAUGGACGACCCCUAUCGCUUUCUGCAGACGGAGCAGGAUUACGAGGACUACUGGGGUGACAACUACGACGUCUACCGCCGCAUGUUUCCCGAAAUGAUUGGCAAGACUGGCGAGCCGGUGCAGCAGUACAGCCAGAUGCCCGUGUGGGCCGGUCCGCAUCGCGACCACGCAAACAAGUCGGAGCACAACUGGAUGUUUGCCGAGAUCGGCGUGAACGUCGGGCACGAGCCGCUCAAGAAAGUAGAGCUCGACCCGACCAACGAGAAGCGGCGCCGCUUCGUCAUUCGCCAGCCGGAUGGGUCGUUGCGGUCCGCCAAAAUGUCUGAAAUGCGUGCCUGGUACUGGAAAGAGGAGUGGGCUGACUUCCGUUUCUGGGCCCCGAACAUGGAGUGGGGCGUAGAGAACACACCGUCGCAGGAGCAGUACCAGGAGCACGUCCCCGACACGCCAGACGCCGAUUACCGCAAGCAGCGACGCAUCCAAUCACGACCGGUGAAGUGGUUUUACGAGAGCCACUACACGCGCACCGGCAACUUCGCCGGCUUUGAGCCGCUGCGUUUCAUGCAGCGCGGCACGCAGCGAGAAGUCCGAUGGCCUGAUGUGAUGAAUGCCGCCGUGCAAAUCGAAAAGUCAAAGCCCAGCGCCUACGUCUUUAAGGCCAUUCCCGAACUCUAA
Leptomonas pyrrhocoris is the source of this 1976-nucleotide messenger RNA. RefSeq lists its product as hypothetical. The transcript has a single exon. Lineage: Eukaryota; Euglenozoa; Kinetoplastea; Trypanosomatida; Trypanosomatidae. The record is from RefSeq and is a predicted model, not a curated record. Bases 162 to 1976 code for a protein of 604 amino acids.